Molecule: messenger RNA, 981 nt
Organism: Zasmidium cellare ATCC 36951
Lineage: Eukaryota; Fungi; Ascomycota; Dothideomycetes; Mycosphaerellales; Mycosphaerellaceae
Exons: 2
Coding region: 1-981 (326 amino acids)
Source: RefSeq, a predicted model, not a curated record
AUGAGAUCCUCCAUGAUACUGCCAGCAAGCUACUUGCUCCUUACUCACUCGAGCUGGGCCAGACCUACCAAUGAGGUUCAACAAGUCUAUUCCGGAAGCCACGACUUCGACAGCAAUCACGAGAAUGGAAAGGCGUUCAGCUCGGGCGACCUUUAUGGUUGGGUAGGCUGCAGCGUCAACGAUCGGUCCAGGAUUUUGGAAGCCAUGCACGAUUCGAGAGACAUCCUGGAUACACACAGAGUGCGAAACUUCGCAGAUUGGAGGCAGACACCUGUAGCUAUUCAGCUCUUCGGGCAAGCAGUUGCGAAUGACUACCAUGGAUGGUCGUCCAGAGUGCAGCAGAACUUCAGGAGUGCACACGAGUUCGCAGCGGGCACUCAUAGCGAGAGGGUGCAGGUCUUCUGCCACGACCAGUCGAUGGAGGGGCCACUGAAGGAUGAGUGUGCAUCUUCAAGACAGCCUGAUCCUGUUGUAGUGGCCAGGAAUUAUCUGGGAGGUGAUGGACCGGCCUUGAUGUUGUGCGACAAGUGGUUCCAGAUGCAGAGCAUGACCAGUGCAGCAGAGAAUCGUGGUACUUCAGCGACCGACCUUGACACCGCCGAGAAUCAAGCCAGAGCCUUCAUAACGGCCUUGAUGCUAAUUCCAUCCAUCGCUCCGUGGCCACAAGAUCAUCAUGGACCCAGUAUGAUCUAUCGCAAGGUAGUUCUAGCCGCAUUGUUUCCGCCUAAAGUAAUGGCUAACAGUCAUCGUAGCAAUUGCUUCCUGGCGACACUGUCCAGCGAUAUGUUACUUCCGCCGCUGCGUGCGAAAAGCUGGCGGCCAUCCAAGAUGCCAAUUUCCGAAGGACCAUCUCGAACGCGGACACGUACUCGUGGUAUGCUCUUGCAGCCUACCUCCGGGACAGCGAGAGGCGCCGGUAGCAGUGUGAUGAUUGAUAGAAGGAAUUCCAGAUCCAAGCCGGGAGGAAGCUGGGGUUUAUGA